CACCAUCACUAUACAAUACACAAGUACCUGAAGAACAUGAGAGCUGGAAAUUUAACAGAGAAAAAAAAAAGCUGAUACCAAACCCAAAGAAAUCUAACCAAAAAAGUCCUUUCCUUUCCCUUCCUCUCAUCUCCCUCCAUCUUUGCUUCUCCUCUUUGGAUUUAUAUUAAACAAGAAAAGGUUUUCAUUUGUUGCAAAGUUUAUCCAUGUUGCCCAAUACCUCUUGUCCUUCACUUCCUUCUUCGGAGCCAUUUGCUUGCUUUGAGAAUGGUAAUCAUAACAACAAGAGAAAACGAAGACCUGCAGGAACACCAGAUCCAGAUGCAGAAGUGGUUUCUCUUUCGCCAAAGACGUUACUGGAAUCGGAUCGUUAUGUUUGCGAGAUCUGCAACCAAGGGUUCCAGAGGGACCAAAACCUACAGAUGCACCGGCGGCGACACAAGGUUCCGUGGAAGUUGCUGAAGAGAGAAACUCCGGUGGUGAGGAAAAGGGUGUUCGUUUGCCCCGAGCCUAGUUGCUUGCACCACGAUCCUUGUCAUGCUCUAGGUGAUCUGGUUGGGAUCAAGAAGCACUUCAGGAGAAAACACAGUAAUCACAAGCAAUGGGUGUGCCAGAAAUGCUCAAAGGCAUAUGCUGUUCAAUCUGAUUACAAGGCCCAUCUUAAAACCUGCGGCACCCGAGGUCAUUCUUGCGACUGUGGCAGAGUUUUCUCAAGAGUUGAGAGUUUCAUAGAACAUCAAGAUGCUUGCCAUAUCCGGUCCGGAUCGCAAGAAGUACAGCGGGCUUGCUUGUCUCGAACCGCUUCAAGCCCCAGUCCAUCUAGUGAGACCAUGUUCUUCAGCCCUACGAAACAUAAUCUGGAACUUCAACUCUUAACCACAUCAAGGGAGCCCUGUGUGCCGCAUACAUCGACAGAUGAUAAUCAUUCCACUCAGUUACAGCUCUCGAUCGGAUCGUCCAAUAUAGGCGAGAAAACCGAACCGACUGUGACUUGUACGAACAAGGAAAACAAUGCUCACGAGCAGUUAAAGCUGGCGAUGGCGGAGAAAGCUUACGCCAAAGAGGCGAGACAGCAAGCGAAAAGGCUGAUCGAAUUAGCCGAGCAAGAGUUUGCCAAGGCGAAGAGACUAAGACAACAAGCACAGGCAGAAUUAGAGAAGGCUCAAGCGUUGAGAGAUCAUGCGAUGAAGCAAAUCAACAACACCAUUCUUCAGAUCACUUGCCAUGCCUGCAAGCAGCAACUUCAAGAAACAAGUACAACUCCCGAUGCCAACUCUCUUGUUGUGAGUUACAUUUCAUCAGCUAUUACAGGAACCGGUUGAACAAUUCGAACAAAUUUUACUAACACAUUAAACAAUGGUUUGUUUUGAUGUUCUAGUGAUGAUAUACCAAAAAGGGUUGCUUUUUAUAAUCUAAAGUUGAUUAGUGAAUUGUUUGUAUCCUGCAUUUUGUGUGAUAUGAUUUGUUCAUUGAUUUGGUUAAAUGAAAAGCUUGGA
This is a messenger RNA of Hibiscus syriacus, 1496 nucleotides long. Its product is annotated as zinc finger protein SHOOT GRAVITROPISM 5-like. Gene Ontology annotation, molecular function: DNA-binding transcription factor activity. NCBI's taxonomy places the organism in Eukaryota, Viridiplantae, Streptophyta, Magnoliopsida, Malvales, Malvaceae. Gene Ontology annotation, cellular component: nucleus. The transcript is spliced from 3 exons. The record is from RefSeq and is a predicted model, not a curated record. Bases 207 to 1322 code for a protein of 371 amino acids.